UCGACGGAGCAAACACGCAGCAGCCCCUUGCUGCGAUGACCAUAAGCUGCGACGUGCUGUCGAUAACAUCGCGCGGCACCGCACAAUAUUGACUGGAUGUAUCUUGGCGGGCGUCUAGCCCACUUGAACUCGACGCCACCACACCAUCAUUCGCAGCAAAGAAACCCCCAGGGCCCCUACAACUCCGCGCGAGUAUUCGUCGACUCGACGACCCCUUCCGAACUCCACGCUGGACAGUAUCCCUGCGUGUUGAGACCUUCCGGACAGGCUGAAGCAGCCUCGACCGGCAAUGGAACAACGUGGGGUGAGGCGGAUGGUAUCACUGAUACGUUAGAAGGCGAUCGAAAGCAGCAAACUGUGCUGUUUAUAUGGAAGGCUCAAACACGGCUGGAGACUUGCUGCAAGUUUCGUUUUUUUUUACUUCUAAGACAAUUGCUCUAGGAGCUGCUGCAUUCGGCGAAGGAGCUGCUCAUUUGCGCACUCCACGCUGCGAUAUGGCGGUCGCACCGUCGCGGCGCCCCCGAAAACGCGGAUGCUGUCAUCCGCUUCCACGUCAAAUGGAACGAAGUUCUGCCAACAGCAAACGUUGUGUUAGAUUAGUGCGCAGCCACAGUAAACCAUCACCUAGUAGGUGACCUACCUUCGUCAAGACCUGACCGAGCUGCUGCUGUCGCCGUCGCUGGAUGCUCGUCGAGUCUUCCAGGCUGGAGUUUCUACCUUUUUCCAGCUCCUUCUUCAGUGCACCUAGGGUGGGGAGAUCGGUGCUCUCUUGCAGCCCCUUUUCGAUGCCUCGUACAUGGUGCGCAAGCACGAUCUUCACGUUGUAGCCUGAGUUAUCUUGCCCCAAAGGACAUAACAGCGCUACGUGAUCAGUUUCAGGGUCGAUGCAAUACAACACACCGUGCGUGUAUGUGCCAUCCUGGAGCAGCACGCGCGUAGACUCCCCGAUGAGCGCGGAGCAUUGGUCGAAUAGCGAAUUCUCGCUGGCCAUGCUCUGCUCCAGUAGUUCCCAAAUAUCACUCUGGCACAUGAUAAGACGUGUAUAGCCAUAUUCAUUAUCCGAGAUAUAGCAUAAAAAGCAAACUAAUGGAAAUGAAAGUAGUGGCGCCUUCUUCGGCACUACUAUACA
Molecule: messenger RNA, 1129 nt
Organism: Phytophthora nicotianae INRA-310
Lineage: Eukaryota; Oomycota; Peronosporomycetes; Peronosporales; Peronosporaceae
Exons: 2
Coding region: 97-441 (114 amino acids)
Source: RefSeq, a predicted model, not a curated record